Molecule: messenger RNA, 823 nt
Organism: Podarcis raffonei (Aeolian wall lizard)
Lineage: Eukaryota; Metazoa; Chordata; Lepidosauria; Squamata; Lacertidae
Gene: CEP15
Product: chromosome 2 C3orf14 homolog
Exons: 4
Coding region: 324-641 (105 amino acids)
Source: RefSeq, a predicted model, not a curated record
GUAGAAGGGAAUAUUGAAAAGAUCAUCUAUUUCAGGAAAAGCAUACCUGAUUAUUUACAAAUCUUGAUUCUGAGGAAGAUAAAUGGAUAUUCCUUUAAAUGACAGCCUUCCUUUUGCAUGUGAACAUGGGCUAUGUACAAUAGCAGAACCCAGUUAACCCAUAUUAUUGCUAAUGGUACAGUUAGUUAUUAUUCCUAACUCUGCUUUAAACACGUCUCUUCAGCAGUGUUCAGUGCUGGGUGUCUCAUUUGUUCACAGAGCCUGCUUGUUGUACAACAUGAUGGUUGCUUUCUCCACAGGAGCACAUCACACUGUCUCAGAGAAUGGUGUUGCUUCAGCAGAUGGAGAGUCAUCUAGGAGACAAAGAAGCUGAGAAGACAUGGCAAAUACAAGAAGCUGAUGCAGCUCGUAAAAGAAAUGUAGCACUUUUAAAUGAUAUAAAAACAGCAGGGAAAAAGCUACAGUCGAGAGACCACUUACUUCUGCACCCUGACAUUGUUAAUCUUGAGACUCUUUACUGGGCAAAAGUAGAAGAAUCCAUCCCUAAGUGGGAGCCAUUUUUUUUAGGAAGAACGCAAGCCCCUAUCGGGGUUAGAAAAAUCAAGCCAACAAAGCAAAACACAAGUCCCCCCAAGAGAUAAACGAAAAUCAGGUCUGUGGGAAGGAUUUGCUCAUUCUUCCAAAUGGUGGGUUAUUAAAUGGUUCUUUAAAUUUUUGUUGGAUAAGCUACAUGAAUUCUGAAUCGACAAUGAAGAGUUCUCCCUCAUCAGCCUGUUUAUCUACAGGAGAGUGGCCUUUGUAUCAAACAUGGAAGACAUCAGAC